CAAGAGACAACAGCAAUGGCUUCCAUCCAUCGACGGCAGAUCAAGAAACCAGAAUCAAACAAAAGUUCCGGGUCCAUGGCCAGCCCCUGCCGUUUCACAGACGUGCACGGCCUGCCCAGCAUUGAGAACCUUGUGAGGUCAGCGGAGCACACCCCGGAGGUCAUCAGCACCCGGGUCACCGGCACCAUCCCGGACUGGAUCACGGGCAACUUCCUCAGAAACGGCCCGGGGAAGUUUGAGUAUGGAAAUCAGACGUUCAACCACUGGUUCGAUGGCAUGGCUCUUCUGCACCAGUUCAAAAUAGCCAAAGGCAGGGUGACCUACAGGAGCCGUUUCCUGUCCAGUGACUGCUACCAGGCCAACAACGAGAACAACCGCAUCAUGGUGUCCGAGUUCGGAACCGUCGCCCUGCCAGACCCCUGUAAAAACUUCUUCCACCGCUUUCUGUCCAGAUUCGAGCUGCCAAAGGCCACUGAUAAUGCCAGUGUUAGCUUCGUCACCUAUAAGGGGGACUACUACGUGAGCACGGAGACCAACUUCAUGCACAAAGUGGAUCCUGAGACCCUGGAGACCACCGGAAAGGUGGACUGGAGCAAAUUCAUUGCAGUCAAUGGAGCCACAGCCCACCCACACACUGACCCGGAUGGCACCACCUACAACAUGGGAAAUUCCUACACUCCAAAAGGGGCCUUCUACAACAUCAUCCGUGUGCCGCCUACAAAGUCCUCCCCAGAGGAGACGCUGGAGGGGGCCACUGUAGUCUGUUCCAUUCCCUCCACAGACAAGACAAAACCCUCCUACUACCACAGCUUUGCCAUGUCGAAGAAUUACGUGGUGUUCAUCGAACAGCCCAUCAAGAUCAACCUGCUGAAGGUUGUGACCGGCAAACUUACUGGGAAGGGCAUCAGUGACAGUGUCUACUGGGAACCCAAACUUGACACCAUCUUUCACCUGAUAGACAAAAAGACAGGCAAGUUGAGUUCGGUGAAGUACCACACCAAGGCAAUGUCCACCUUCCACCAAAUCAACGCCUUUGAGGAGAAUGGCUUCCUGCUCAUGGACAUGUGUGUAUCAGACGAUGGCCAGGCCAUCAAUAACUACAUGGUGCAGAACCUGCGCAAGUCCGGAGAAGCCCUUGAUGAGGUGUACAACACCAUGUGCAGGGUGUUUCCGAGGCGCUUCGUCCUUCCCCUUAACGUGGGCACUGAUACACCAUGUGGCACCGACCUGAACAAGGAGACGGACAGCACGGCCACAGCCAUCAAGAUCUCCAACAAUAAAGUUUUCUGUACCCAUGAGGACCUCCAUGGAGAGGACCUCCACUUUUAUGGAGGUCUGGAGUUCCCACAGAUUAACUAUGCCAAGUACAACACACGGCCCUACCGCUACUUCUAUGGCUGUGGCUUCCGACACCUAGUGGGAGACACUCUGAUCAAGAUGGACAUCCACAGCAAACAGAUGAAGGUGUGGGAUCGGCCAGGUCUGUACCCAUCUGAACCGGUCUUCGUACCUUCUCCUGACGCCACAGAGGAAGACGAUGGCGUGGUGAUGGCUGUGGUCAUCACUCCAAACAAGGACAAGAGCACCUUUCUCUUGGUGUUGGACGCCAAGACCUUCAAGGAGUUGGGCAGAGCAGAGGUGCCAGUGAAUAUUCCCUAUGGUUUCCAUGGGACGUUCAAUGCCACGGCAUAGAUGGGAAGGACCAGACUAGCUUGUCUCUACUCUCAAAUAGUAUAGAGAAACUGUUGCAUACUCCGACAAGAUUUGUAUAGUGCAAUGCACACCAGAUUUUAUUAAUUAACUUGAAACAUAUCUUAUUUACCAAAUGUAGUUUCAAAAAGCAGCACAAUCUUAGAUUUUGGAAGUUCAUUGUCUUAAAGACAUGACAGUAAUAUUGCUACACUGAGAGGAAAAACAAAAACAAAAAUACACCAUAUAUAUUUGUAUAUUAUAUUUUUUUAUACUUUUGUAUAAACAAUUAGAUAAACUUUAUAAAUGUUCAAAUGUGGUAAUUUUGAUUUAUGAACUUAGUUAAAGGAGAAAAGUAUUGUUUUCAUCAUAUAGUAAUUGAUCAAAUACAAAAAUGUGUUUGAAGAUAACUAUCCAAAAGUAUAUCCAACGUACAUGUCUUCAAGAAAAAUACGCAGACAGUUAAUGGCUAUUCAUUUAUUCCAUAUUGUAACUGGUGCAAUACUGAAUCAAAACUAAAUAUGAAGACACAACUGUAAAAAUAAAAUGUAUAAACACUGCCAACAAAAAUAAAUAUGUUUAAAAACAAAAAA
Molecule: messenger RNA, 2282 nt
Organism: Gadus macrocephalus (Pacific cod)
Lineage: Eukaryota; Metazoa; Chordata; Actinopteri; Gadiformes; Gadidae
Gene: bco2b
Product: beta-carotene oxygenase 2b
Exons: 12
Coding region: 16-1692 (558 amino acids)
Biological process (GO): carotene catabolic process; retinal metabolic process
Cellular component (GO): mitochondrion
Molecular function (GO): beta-carotene 15,15'-dioxygenase activity; carotenoid dioxygenase activity
Source: RefSeq, a predicted model, not a curated record